Molecule: messenger RNA, 312 nt
Organism: Lodderomyces parapsilosis
Lineage: Eukaryota; Fungi; Ascomycota; Pichiomycetes; Serinales; Debaryomycetaceae
Gene: TIM13
Product: protein translocase subunit
Exons: 1
Coding region: 1-312 (103 amino acids)
Source: RefSeq, a predicted model, not a curated record
AUGCCAUUUUGGAGCUCUGCACCAUCACUGGCUCCUGCUAAAGCCACAGCUGCUCAACCUGUUAUUUCGUCGGAUAGCCAAAAGAUUAAACAAGAUAUACAAAACCAAAUCAGUCAGGAAUUGGCAAUUGCCAAUGCCACUGAGUUGGUAAGAACGAUAACGGAAAACUGUUUUGACAAAUGUGUUGAUACUCCACAAGCUCUGUUUGAUAGUGUACAAGAGACUUGUAUUGCUCAAUGUAGGGAAAAGUACAUGAGAUCUUGGAAUACCAUCUCGAGGGCGUAUAUUGCUAGGAUUCAAAAUCAGUCGUGA